UCGAUGAAAUCCCGCCAAAAAACCUGAUAGAACAGAACAGAAUAGCUGAUAUAAUCUUCCUGUAUGGGAAGGAAAAGUAUGCUGAGCCUAUACAUCAUUUUUUUUUUACUUUGAGUGUUACACACUCAAAGUAAAUAUCAAAUAUAUUAAUAUUUGAUAUGGUUUCACGACUAUUAAAUAGUCGUUGAGUAUCUAAAUAGAAUGACUUUAUAAUUCUCAAUAUUAAUAUAUGUAUUAAAAUAUUUCAAAUUCAAAAGAAAAAAGAUUAUUACAAUUUAAGAUCACACUGUAUGUGCAUUUUGCUUUGCGUCCCAUGAAAAGGGAAAUGUAAAAAAAACUGUCAUUAGUAAUGACAAAUUUAGCUCUUUGAAGAGUUAUCAGCUGUAUGCCUAGUGAAGAGCUAUACAUUAAUAUAAAUAUAUAGCUCUUCUAACUCAGUGCAGUUCAUGCAGAUAGAAGGCUAUUGUUGAAGAUCAGACUCGCUCGAUUGACACUUUUGAGUUAUAUCAGAAUAGGUAGUCUAUGGUGUCAAUUCUGGCGUGCAUCUCUAAACUUUUUUUAACUUUAUAACUAUAGCAAAGUAGACGAAAUUUUAAUGUUCAAGUAUGUUGAGCUAGCGUCUCCGAUAGGCAGUGAUUGUAUGUAUCUCUUCCUGCCGUAUGUCUAUCAAGUCGGUCGAUUCCGAUGAAACACUGAGCUAAAUUAGAUAUACGUUGAGUUAAAAUAGGUGAGCUAGCUCUUUGUAACAACUCGCUCGCGAGCUACGCAUCGCUAACUAUCAUUGUGAACGACAUACACAGAUUAAAAAUUUGUUUGACGUUAAACAUAACCUACAUAAAUCGCAUCCCCUUAUUCUAAAAUAAAAAACUAAGACGUGUCUCUUACUUACAAUGCAAAUAUUUUAAAGAACAGUAAGUAACUGAAAUGAAAUAUGGCUCCAAAACAAGCCAAAAAGACUUUGUGGGUGGUUUGUGAACGUUGUGGCUGCACUAUAACCUCUAACGACAAAAACACGCAUACAGAGUUAAAUUGUGGAAAAGAUCAAUUAAAGUGUCCUUACGUAGAAGAUGGGAAGUUGUAUUCUUGGUUAGUGAGAGGUGCGGCAUCGCCGGACGGCGUGCCGAAGGAUGCUGUAUUGUUGCAUCCAUCUGCAGGCAUGUUGAUUGGUGCAGUCAUUGGAGGGGCUUUAGAGUUGAGCAGGGAUGGUGCACCAAAACUAGUGAAACGUAUGUGGCCGUCCAAGAAUUCGGCGUCUGCUGCUGUCAUGUUACCAGCAGCAGAUUUAUCUGGAGCUUGGUGCAGUGACAGUAAGAGAAUUACAGUAUCUGUAUUGCGAGGAGAAGUGCAAGAGGCGACAUUUUUAUCAGUCAAAAUCAAGAAUCAUACAAUAGAAAAUGAUAUCAGUGAUCUUUUAAGACAUAACUUUAGUAAUUACUUUGUUCGAGUCAGGAGUGUUUUAGUGUACUAUUACUUUGGUAAAAAACUUGAAAUAGAAGUGACAGAUGUGAAAUCUAUCACUGAACAUAGUAGUGAUCACUGGUAUGUUGUGAAUGAAAGCACUAUAUGGAGUUUGGAAAAAGAUAAUGUUAAAAAAGUAAAUAGGAAGCCCAUAAAUCUUGGUGGUGUUGAUGACAUCUUAGACGAAAUUAAAACUUUUAUACAGAUUUCAUUUGAUCUUGAAUUGGCUGCUAAUUUUCAACCAACAAGGGGGUUACUUUUAUACGGACAUUCUGGCAUUGGAAAAACUGCGAUGUGUAAAUAUCUGAUUGAAAAUCUUAAUUGUUACCAUGUUGAGAUCAAUGGUCCAGCAAUAUUUAGUAAAUAUUUUGGAGAAACUGAGUCAACAAUGAAGAAAAUAUUUUCUAGGGCAACCCAAAAUGAACCCAGUAUUGUCUUGGUUGAUGAAAUAGAAACAAUUUGUCCGAGAAGGUCGACCGGUAGCACGGAGCAGGAAAGAAGGGUAACGUCUGCAUUUGUUGCUCUACUUGAUAGCCUUCAUGAAGAAAAUAGCAGAGUAUUUAUUAUAGCUACAACAAGGAAACCAGAUGCUAUUGAUCCUAUGCUCAGGAGAUUUGGUAGACUGGACAAAGAGAUCGAGGUACCAGUUCCUGAUAGAAUUAGAAGAAAAGGGAUUUUAUACACUAUUCUUUCAAAUUUGUCUCAUAAAGUGACAUCCCAAGAGAUUGAUUCUAUAUCAGACUUGGCCCAUGGUUACGUAGCUGCUGAUUUAGUUAAUCUAUGUACACAAGCUUCAUUAAAAUGUAUAAAAAGGUCAAGUAAAGCUAUACAGCAUGAAGACUUAGUCGCAGCCCUCACUAUAGUGAGACCUAGUGCAAUGAGGGAGUUGCUGAUAGAGGUACCUAACGUGAGAUGGACAGAUAUUGGUGGUCAACACAACUUAAAAUUGAAGCUUCGUCAAGCAGUAGAGUGGCCGUUAAGACAUGCAGACAGUUUCAAACGGUUAGGCAUCAGACCUCCAAGUGGUGUUCUUCUGUAUGGUCCUCCCGGUUGCUCUAAAACUAUGAUUGCAAAAGCUUUAGCUACUGAAAGUGGUCUAAAUUUCUUGUCAAUAAAGGGACCAGAGUUGUUCUCCAAGUGGGUUGGUGAGUCAGAGAGAGCUGUUAGAGACUUGUUCAUGAAAGCUCGCCAAGUAGCUCCAUCAAUUAUCUUUUUUGAUGAAAUGGAUGCCAUUGGUGGCGAACGAAGUGCAGGAGAAGCAGGUGUUCAUGAAAGGGUUUUAGCACAGUUGUUGACAGAACUAGAUGGUGUAGUCCCUCUUAAUUCUGUAACAAUAUUGGCAGCGACAAACCGUCCGGAUAAAAUAGACAGGGCAUUACUGCGUCCUGGCCGGCUGGAUAGGUUGAUCUAUGUCCCAUUGCCUGAUUUUGAAACGAGACUGCAAAUUCUUGAAUUGAAACUGAAUAAGAUGAGCACUACUGAUGACAUCAAUCCUCAUAGUUUAUCUGCUAGGACCGAAGGAUUUUCUGGUGCAGAGCUACAGGCACUCUGUCAUGAAGCAGCAUUACAAGCCUUGGAGAAAGAUUUGGACUGCGCUGCAGUAACAAUGGAACAUUUUGAAUUAAUAUUGAAAGAUUUCAAACCGAGAACCCCACAGUCCUUGAUAAAGGUAUAUGAAAAUUUUGCUUUGGGCCAAAAAUCUGGAUAGCUGAUUUAUGAAUAAAUAUUUUUAUAUAGCUUUAUUUUAUACCCAAAUACAGAGCCAUGUUUAUUUCCCAGAGGGAAAUUAUUAAUAAUAUAUUUGUAAAUAACAAUACUUUAUUAUUUAUUUACAAAAAAAUAUGGAGUUAUUUUUAUUAGUUAAUAAGAAAACAGAAUGUGUGUAAAUAUAAUAAGAAAACAGUGCCUUACUUAUUUUUUUUUAUUAAUUCAUUAUGUAUGAAUCCUAAUAAUUACAUAUAAUACCUAUAUUGGAUGAAGUAUAAUUAUAAACCUAUUGAAUAAUAUAUUGAAUUGCCAUUUAUUUUGAAUGUUUGGUUUAAUAGAAAAGGAACAUAAGGGGUAGGGGGAGUACACAACAUAAGUUUCUAUAUAAAAAACAGUCCUACAUACAAACAGCUUACAAUAACAGACACUGUUAUACUACAAAAAUGCACUAUUAAUUUGUGACGAUAUAUGUAUAGUGCGAUUCAAAUAAGAAUAGGAAA
Messenger RNA from Chilo suppressalis (striped riceborer), 3665 nucleotides. Lineage: Eukaryota; Metazoa; Arthropoda; Insecta; Lepidoptera; Crambidae. The record is from the annotation of a GenBank genome assembly.